ACAGAUAAAGCGCGGAGCGGAGCUCUCUGUCAGAUCACAGCUUCUUCACUUCACUUAAAGAACAGACCAGUCUCACCUGUAGGAUUGAUCCCAGAUAUGAGGCUCUGUACCCAGGCUGGAGCCUGGUGUCUCCUGCCCGUCCUGGUUCUUCUGACUGUCCUCCAUGUCAAAGCAAACCAGCAUCAACCCAGGGAGAGACACUAUUACAUUGCUGCCGUUGAGAUAGACUGGAACUACUCUGGGAAUGACGCAAACAGGUUUGGUCCCACCUAUAAGAAAGUGGUCUUUCGGGAGUAUGACAAAGACUUCAGACAGGCUAAGACUCAUCCCUCCUGGUUAGGGCUGCUCGGACCCACACUGAGGGCAGAGGAGGGGGAGACGAUUGUCGUCACUUUCCGAAACAUGGCGACUGGACCACACAGCAUCCACCCACACGGGGUUGCUUAUGGGAAACAGUCAGAGGGAGCUAACUACUUUGACAACACAUCACAGAAAGAGAAAGAGGAUGACAUGGUGAAGCCUAACAGAGAACACGUUUACUACUGGGAGGUGACAUCAGAUGUUUCUCCACAGCCAAAUGACCCUACCUGUCUCACCUACACCUACAUCUCCCACCAAAAUGUUGUGGAGGACUACAACUCAGGCCUCAUUGGUUCUUUACUCGUCUGCAAGCCUGGCAGUCUGGAUGAGUCGGGGAAGCAGGUUGGCGUCCACCAGGAGUAUGUGUUCCUCUUUGGUGUUUUCGAUGAGAAAGUGAGCAAGUACAAACCAAAGGGCCGCGCCUCAGAUGACCACGUCAAAUACACCAUCAACGGAUUCACAGAGGGCUCGCUACCCGAUGUCAGUGUGUGUGCCCAUGCCUCUGUGAGCCUGCAUCUGAUGGGUAUGAGCUCUGAGCCAGAGGUGUUCUCGGUGCAUAUGAACGGGCAGGUUCUGCAGCAGACUGGGCAUAAAAUGUCAUCGGUGGGCCUGAUCAGUGGCUCCACUGCCACUGCCAGCAUGGUGGCUCUCCACACGGGCCGCUGGCUGCUCUCCUCACACACCAUCAAGCACAUGGAAGCUGGCAUGCAUGGUUUUGUGGACGUGAAAAAGUGUGAUGACUUCAAAGCACCGCGGCGAAAGAUGACAAUAGAACAAAGACGACACAGCAAGGAGUGGAAAUACUACAUAGCUGCUGAAGAAAUUGUCUGGGACUACUCACCUAACAUGCACGAACACAUUGAAGAGGACUUCAAGUUUCAGUACCUGAGGCAGUCACCAACACGCAUAGGAAGGAAAUACAGGAAGGCAGUGUACACGCAGUAUCAAAAUGAGUCAUUCACUGAAAGAAUGGAGAGCAAGCAAAGGAAAAAUGAGCUUGGGAUCUUGGGCCCGGUGAUCAGAGCACAAAUCAGAGAUGUCAUCACGAUUGUUUUUAAGAACAUGGCCUCCAGGCCCUACAGCAUCUAUCCACAUGGACUGACUAUAGAGAAGUCAGAAGAGGGAGUCAACUACCCAACAGGAGGCAACCAGUCCCAUGGUGUUCAGCCAGGUGAGACACACACCUACAUAUGGAGAGUGGUCGAAGAGGAUGAGCCUUUGGAGGGAGACUCUCGAUGUCUGACGCGAAUGUACCACAGUGCAGUGGACACACCACGCGACAUCGCCUCAGGACUGAUCGGACCGAUCCUCAUCUGCAAGAGUCAGUCCCUCAACGUCAGGAACGUGCAGCUGAAAGCAGACAAGGAGCAGCAUGCCAUGUUUGCUGUGUUCGAUGAGAAUAAGAGCUGGUACCUGGAUGAAAACAUUCGCCAAUACUGUGAUCGAUCCAAAGUCAACAAGGCAGACCCAGACUUUUAUAAGUCCAAUGUUAUGCAUACAAUUAACGGUUAUGUGUUUGAGAGCGGCCCACUCUUGGGCUUCUGCAAUGGUGAGGUUGCAACGUGGCACAUGUCCAGCAUUGGAGCACAGGACUACAUCCAGACAGCUACUUUCUACGGCCAUACAUUUGAGCUGAAUGAACGCACCGAGGACAUGCUCAGCCUCUACCCCAUGACUGGAGAGACCAUCAAUAUGAACAUGGACAACAUUGGUGUCUGGCUCCUGGCCUCCCUGAAUUCCCACGAGACAACCAAAGGAAUGCGUGUAAAGUUUCAGGAUGUUGAGUGCUUUCGUGACUACCAGUAUGAGUAUAAUGACUAUGAAAGACCAGGAAUAGAUUUUGAUGUGUGGAAGCCUCCAACCUGGGAAGAUGUCGACAAGAAGGAAGAGAAGCCAGAAACUGCAAAAGAAACACCAGUGGAGAUAGAUAGUUACACAGAAAUGUUUGCAGAUGAACUGGGUCUCAGGUCCCUAAAGAACCAAUCUGGUAGUCCAGAUGUGGAGGUGCUGGACCUCUCUUUCCUUGACUAUGAUGCUAUUGAUGUGCCUGAUGGAGAUUCAGAUAUCACCCUUAAUUUCACAGAGUCGAAGAAUAAAAAUGAGACAUCUAUUCAAAAGCCAAAUGCAAAAAAUGAGACAUUAUUCCCAAACUGGAAAGAGGUGGAUGGACUAAACCUUAAGCCCCAAAAUAUCAGUGAGAAUACAACACAUAUGCCGAACAGUAGUACGACAUCAAUUUUUGACAAUUCUUCUCUGAAUAAAACAGAGAACACAACUGCUUUAUAUAGCCCAAAUAUAUUGCCAAAGAAUGACAGUAUAACUAUAAAUAGCAGUUUUUCUGUAGUUGUCUCAAAUCUUGAUAAUGUUACUCUGUCUGACACAAAGAACACAACAAUUCACAAUGCUACAGGUUCAUCAACGGUUGGAAAUGUGUCUACAGAGAUUACCAGUCAUACGGUAGCAUUACAAGGAAAUUCCAGUUCCAUCUUGGAGAAUGAACGAAUGAAUGCAACGGUGACUGGUGAUAACCAGACUUCUGUGGGCACGAUCUUGGUAGACGACCCCGAGGAGAGACUCACCAGAGGGGAUGUGUUCUCUUACUCUGGUGUACUGUGGAGACUGCUGAUGCUGGAAUUGGAUAGAGCUACAGAGGGCAAUGUUGCCUCUCUGUCAAAAAAGAAAGAUGACACAGCAAAUAACCAUGUUAACAUGUCAGCAGAUGGAACAAACCAUUCGUUGUCUAUUCCGACGGCUGAUGUUGGAGAGGGUGACAUCAACAGCAGGAGCAACUCAACCAUCUUUGGGUUAGAGAUGGAGGGCACAGACAACAAAACCAGUGACAAUGACUCUCUAAUUGCCACAGCAGAGCCAGAGAAUGGACUUCAAAUGAAUUCCUCUGAAAUUAGGACUAUAACAGCCAAUUCCAGCCUUGAAAAUGUGACACAUAUGUUGCUCGAAACAGGGCCCUUACAGAAAUUCACAGUGAAUGUAUCCAGAUUAAAUUCAUCAGAGGAGAUGAGUUUGGAGAGUAGGGAGAACAUCACAGGUCUUCUUGGCAAGUUGAACCACACAUCCUCUUUAGAGAGUUUCUCCAAUGAGACUAUGACUUUAGGUAACCUGUACCAUUCCAACGAUGAUCUAAGAAAGAGCAACUCUGACAAGCUACAUGCCUCAGACAGCAUUGAAGAAGUGUUUAUCUACCUUAAAGAAAACAAUACAGACUUGAUUAAAACCACCUCUGUCAAAACGCAGGGGCACAACUGGACUUAUGAGGGAACUCACCAUAUUGUACCCAUGGAGAUUCCUGAUUACAUGAUGAAAUAUUUUGGAAAAGAGACCCCUCAAACAACGCCUACCCCAAAAAAGACAAAGAAGGUGAACCUCCGACAGAGGCCCCAGAAGGGCCAAGGCAUGAAAACAAAGAAGAGGAAGGAAUACAAGCCUCAGGCCAGGAGUGGCUUACCGUUUUCCCCUCGAGGAUUCAAUCCAGUCAUGACCCCACGUGGGUCACGACCCAAUGUUCCACAGCCUGUCUCUGAUGAAGAGGAGCUCAAUAACGUGCCUGUGGUCAUCGGCGUGCCCCGGACGGGUUUCAGUGACUACGAGCUGUAUGUUCCUGGGGAUGAACCAGCUCAUCUAGCGUUGGAUGAGCAAGGUGUGAAUGCCAAUGAAUAUGAGUAUGUGGUCUACAAAGACCCCUACAGCAGUCAUGAAGACAUCAAGAAUCUCAACCUGGACGAGACCACUAAAUACUUCUUAAAACUCUCAGGCACAAAUGUCAAGACUUAUUUCAUUUCUGCAGAGGAGGUUGAGUGGGACUAUGCUGGCUACGGACAGAGCAGGCUAGACAAGUCGCAACAAGACAUGAGGCAGACCAAGUUUACGAAGGUGGUUUUCCGAAGUUACAUGGACAGUAGCUUCAUCACACCGGAUAUCCGUGGCGAGGUAGAGGAGCAUCUAGGUAUCCUGGGACCCGUCAUCAAGGCGGAGGUUGGACAAAGCAUCAUUGUGGUGUUCAAGAACAAUGCCAGCCGUCCAUACUCCAUACACCCAAAUGGUGUUUCCUAUACCAAGCAGACUGAGGGUCUGUCCUACGAGGAUGACUCUAAGUACUGGUAUAAAUAUGACAAUGAGGUGCAACCCGGGACCACAUUCACAUAUAUAUGGAAGGUCAAUUCUAUGGUUGGGCCAAUGCCAGAUGAGUCUAACUGUCGGACCUGGGUCUACUAUUCAGGUGUUAAUCCUGAAAGGGAUAUCCACUCUGGCUUGAUUGGGCCUCUGCUGGUGUGCCGAGAGGGCACCCUGGACAAAGGGCUAGCAGACAUGAGGGAGUUCACACUGCUUUUCAUGACCUUUGAUGAGUCGCAGAGCUGGUACUUCGAGAAGAACCAUGAGCUCAUGCAGAGAAAAAGCAGAAGGAGAGUUAUGGACCCCAACUUCAAGGAGAACCUCAAGUUUCAUUCCAUUAAUGGCAUUAUAUACAACCUUAAGGGACUGAGAAUGUACACCAACCAGCUCGUAGGCUGGCACCUGAUCAACAUGGGUUCCCCCAAAGACUUUCAGAGUGUCCACUUCCACGGACAGACAUUCCUCUACAAGAAGACCACCAGCUACAGACAGGCCGUUUACCCACUGCUGCCUGGGAGCUUUGCCACUCUGGAGAUGUAUCCAUCCAAACCUGGCUUGUGGCAGCUGGAGACCGAAGUUGGUUUCAACCAAGAGAAGGGCAUGCAGACUCUCUUCCUGGUUCUAGAUAAUGACUGCUACCGUCCGCUGGGUCUGGAAUCAGGCAGUGUGAAAAAUGACCAGAUCACAGCAAACAACAGUAGAGGAAACUGGGAUCCCCAUCUUGCCAGAUUGAACAAUCAGGGUAAAUACAACGCAUGGAGCACAGACAAGACCUCCAGCUGGAUUCAGGUGGACUUCCAGAGGCCAGUUGUGAUCAGCCAGGUGGCCACCCAGGGAGCCAAGCAGCUGUUCCAACCCCAGUAUGUGGUCAAUUACUCUAUCUCCUACAGCACUGAUCGCCGGAAGUGGGUCUUUUAUAAAGGCGAGAGCAGGGACCUCAGGAAGAUGUUCACUGGGAACCAGGAACCCUAUGAGACAAAGAAAAACACCUUCUUUCCUCCCGUGGUUGGACGGUUCAUUAGGCUCCAUCCUAUCAACUGGUACAACAAGGCCACAGUCCGCAUGGAGUUCUAUGGCUGUGAGCUCGAUGGCUGCUCAGUUCCUCUUGGGAUGGAGAGUGGACAGAUAGAAGACCAUCACAUCACAGCCAGCUCCGUAGCUUCCAGCUGGUAUUCGGGACCAUGGAGACCCUCCCUUGCGCGCCUCAACAGACAAGGUGCUGUCAAUGCAUGGCAGGCAAAGCAUAAUGACAUGAACCAGUGGCUUCAGGUGGAGCUGCCCCAAAUUAGGAAGAUCACAGGUAUCAUAACACAAGGAGCCAAGUCUCUGGGGAAAGAGAUGUAUGUUAUCUCCUACAUUCUGCAGUACAGCAACAAUGGGAUACACUGGAAAGAUUACACAGAUGAUGAGGGCCUCCCGUUCAAGACUUUUUUUGGAAACACUGAUAACAACGACCAUGUGAAGAAGUACAUCUACCCUCCUAUCUUUUCCCGCUUCAUCCGAAUCAUCCCCAAAAGCUGGAUGGGCGCCAUCACCAUGAGAAUAGAACUGCUGGGCUGUGACUUUGAGUGAUAAACAAGUCAGGUCAACUAGGGUGGUGGUUCUCAUCCUAGGGUCAGAGACCACCUGCGGUCCUUGAAGGGCUUCCCCAGACAAAUAGGAAAUAUUUUAAUUUCACUAUUUCAGAAUUUAUCCAAAUGACAGAAUGUAUAAGAAUGACUAUCUGUUCAUAGGUUUCACACUUUCCACAGGGAUCCCUGAGACUACAUCCCAUUGAAUAUGGGUCUGCAGCCUGAUAUCAAAUCUGUAUCAAUUUAGGAUUCCUUGAUACCAAAAACCAAACAACCUUGCAUCUCACAUCUCAUUGCAUUGCCAACGGUCAGAUACAUAUGAAGCAACUAUCAAUGUGAUGCAAUACAAUUCACCCCUAUUGCAAUGUAGUGCAAUUGGAGAUGAUUGGAUUUAACACAAUGCAAUUCAACACAAUAUCAUGUCAUGCAAAUAGUUUGAUUUUAUUUCUUUGGUUCUUCUUGCUUUGGAAACAGUUUAUAGAGAAGGGAUCACCCUAAAUAUUAAAUCACUGAUUGCAUUUUUGAAUAAUAAAGGUAUAGGGCUUCUACUAACAAAUUGGAUUUCACAAAUGCAAUGUUGAAGAAGAAUUUAUCCCAGUUUCAUCCCCAGUUGUAUCGGAUGCACACUUUUUUCAUUGCAAUUGUAUCUUGAACUUUUAUGCUGGUGGACCAGUGCCAAAUAUACACAAUGAAACACACAUGUAGUGUACGCUCAGACAUAUGCACUUCUACUUCUGUCAGUCAUGUAUGGAGAAUGUUACAUACAUAAAUACUCAGCAUUACAUCCUUCUGAGUGCAGGCACAAGCAAACACAUACAUAUAUUUAUUACUGAGGCCAUUUAUUAUGUAAUGUUAUGUAAUACAGUUUGUGAAACUCAAAUGCUACAUAAAUUAGGACUCCUGUCACUGGGAAAUUUCAGCCUGUUACAAACUAAUAAGUGUAAAGUGGUCUAUUAUAUAGAUAAAUGUCCAGAAGGAACUAUAAAACUCAUUGCUAAUAUGUACUAGUAAUCCUAACACUUUUGUCAAUAGUUGUAUGUGUUUUUGAAAUACUAGUUGCAUUUUUAAGCUGAUAUAGGGCGUUUUGUUAAUCAGAAAUGAAAGAAAAUGAAUGUAAAUAUGUAAGUACUGAUCAUGUAAUUUAUUUUUCAAUAAAUAUGAUUACCAUUCUUCUC
Molecule: messenger RNA, 7234 nt
Organism: Dicentrarchus labrax (European seabass)
Lineage: Eukaryota; Metazoa; Chordata; Actinopteri; Moronidae
Gene: f5
Product: coagulation factor V
Exons: 25
Coding region: 97-6060 (1987 amino acids)
Molecular function (GO): oxidoreductase activity; copper ion binding
Source: RefSeq, a predicted model, not a curated record